Molecule: messenger RNA, 3443 nt
Organism: Pseudogymnoascus destructans
Lineage: Eukaryota; Fungi; Ascomycota; Leotiomycetes; Thelebolales; Thelebolaceae
Exons: 2
Coding region: 138-1943 (601 amino acids)
Biological process (GO): fatty acid alpha-oxidation
Cellular component (GO): peroxisome
Molecular function (GO): catalytic activity; magnesium ion binding; thiamine pyrophosphate binding
Source: RefSeq, a predicted model, not a curated record
CGCUUGCGUGUCCGUUCGUCGUGGUUGUUGCGACUCGAAGCGUUAUCGCUUAUCGCACUGCGCUUCAGGGCCUAAGCCAUCCCUGAGCAUCACUGACGCCAUCGCUAGCCUCGGCUGGAACGGCGUUGGAGACAUAUAUGCGCAGGCGCCACUUAUUCUUUCAAUAUAGCAGAAAAAUGGCUGCGCCGACAGGAGCUCAAUUAAUAGCCCAAGCUCUUCACGAGCUUGGUAUCAAGGUUAUAUUUGGCCUGGUCGGGAUACCAGUGGUCCAAAUCGCUGAGGAGGCAAUCAAGCUUGGGAUCAGAUUUAUAGCUUUCCGCAAUGAGCAGGCGGCGAGCUACGCAGCAACAGCAUAUGGAUAUCUUACAGGGAAGCCCGGGGUGUGCUUGGUAGUAGGCGGGCCGGGAGUUCUGCAUGCCAUGUCAGGGAUUGGCAACUCGUCAGCAAAUGCAUGGCCACUACUGCUUCUGGCUGGCUCCAGCGAGUCUCAUUUGGUCACAAAAGGCGCCUUUCAAGAGCUGGAUGCUGUCAGUCUCCUUACGCCGCAUGUAAAAUUGGCGGUGCGGUCUACGCUAGAAUCGAUUCCUCAGAGCAUCUCCAAUGCCUACAGGACUUCUUGGUACGGGAGAGGAGGGACCGGAUUUGUGGAUCUACCAGCCGAUGUGAUACAAGGAGAAGGGGAUGAGUUAUCUAAGGUUAUCGUUCCCUCACCAGCUCGAGCUGCCGGCGAUCCAGAGAGAAUCGCAGCUGCGGUGGAAUUGCUCAGAGCUGCCAAAGCACCACUUGUUAUCGUUGGGAAGGGCGCGGCAUAUGCCCAAGCGGAGGGCGGUAUCAGAAAGCUCAUCAACGACACUAAAAUACCAUUCCUUCCGACUCCAAUGGGCAAAGGUGUCUUACCAGACUCUCAUCUAUCAAACACAGCCAGUGCCCGCUCAGCAGCUCUAAAAGGCGCAGACGUCGUCCUGGUUCUCGGUGCAAGACUGAACUGGAUCCUCCAUUUCGGCGAAGAACCCAAAUGGAACCCCGACGUCAAGAUCAUCCAAGUCGACAUCUCCGCCGAAGAGCUCGGCAAGAACAACGGCGACGCCUCCCUCUCCAUAAUCGGCGACAUCAACCUCGUGACCUCCCAGCUGAGCAGCGGCCUAGAAAACUGGCAAUACAACACCUCCACCCCCUACAUCUCCGCGAUCCGAGCCAGCACCGCCAAAAACGAAGCCACGGCCGCCAAAGCCGCACAGGUGGAUACCCUGCCCAUGACCUACGGCCGCACCUUCGCCGUCAUCAAGGAGACGCUGAAUGCGCUCUCGCCGCCCGCGAACGGCGAUAUUGUAUACGUCUCCGAGGGCGCUAAUACGAUGGAUAUCUCGCGCAGCGUCUUCAAUGUCGAGCAUCCGCGUCUGCGUCUCGAUGCAGGAACCUAUGCUACGAUGGGCGUGGGCCUGGGUUACGCCAUUGCAGCGCACUGCGCGUAUAACCUGCCCGAACCCCAAGCUGCAUCGGGUCCGUCGUCUUCGCGGAAGAAGAUCGUGUGUCUCGAGGGAGACUCAGCUUUUGGGUUCUCGAUGCCGGAGAUUGAAACUAUGGCGCGGUACACUAUGGAUAUUCUAGUAUUCGUAGUCAACAACGGUGGCGUCUAUCACGGCGACAGCGCUGAUAGCGAUGCCUGGUUGGCACUGCAGGAUAAGACGGCGCAGGGUGUGGCUGGGGGGCUGAGGAGCACGAGUUUGGGGUGGGAGGUGGGGUAUGAGAAGAUGGCGGAGAUGUGUGGGGGGAAGGGAUAUCUGGUGAGGACGCCGGAUGAGCUGCAAAGGGCGACGGAGGAGGGGUUUAAGGCCACGGUGCCGGUGGUGAUUAAUAUUAUCAUUGAGGCGGGGCAGGCGAAGAAGUUGGAAUUUGCGUGGCAGAAGAGUACGCAGAAGAAGGCCAAAAACGCCAAGCUAUAAAUGCUCUAAUCAACGUUCCCUUCUAGAACGCAAUGUACAUACAAUUCGAUACAGUUUACGGGAACGUGCAUCUAUGUCUCGCUCCGUUUGCUGGUAGGGCGGCAAAGUGCAUGAACAGUCAUCGUCAUGGUCAAAGAAACCAGGAAUAGUUCAAUCCUCAUAUCUUUCUAGGAGCCAGAGGGUCCCAGGUAAACUUGUCUCUGACCUUUCUGUUGGCAUCUUCGUUUACUGCUCCCUUUUUGAAACGGUCUCAUAUGGCUCAAAGGCAUUCUCCCUACUUUCCUUCGUUUCUCUGUCUCAAGAACGGCUCCUACGCCACGGAGUGAGCCAACAAGCGCUACUACGGAGUAUAAGUUUUUCUUCUCGCCCUCUUUUGGGAGAUAUUUCGUCGGUAUCAAUUUCUCAAUCACGGAAUUUUCAUUUCGUUAUAUCGAGAAUUUAACUAACCACCAAAACGUACAACCCCGUCCAUCAACACGACUCCAACUACCAAACGAACAACCACGUCCAACAACAACGAUUGCAUCAACACGCCUCCAACCAUUCACCCACCACCCCAAAUGUGUUUCUAUUACACCACCCCCAAAAACCCCCCCCACAGCACCAACAGCAACUCCACCACCACCCGCUCCUCCAAACGCUCCCACGCCACCUCCUCCACCCGCUCCUCCCCCCAAAUCCACAUCCACUCACCCCUUCCCCAGCCCACCUCCCCUCUCCCCACACACCUCUACUCCCGUCCCGUCGCACCAACCUGGACAUUCCCCGCCACCACCACCACCACUACUCCUCAGCCGAAUGAGGGAGGGUGGGCUAAUAUAUACCUCCCCCCCACCACUUCGGCCUUGCAGGAGGCGGGGAAGGAUGGAGGGGCGGGGAGGAGGAGGUCUUCGGUGCUGGUUGCAGAGAUUGAGGCGAUUAGGAGGUUAGCGAGGCGGGUGGGUGAUGCGGCGCGCCGUGGUAGUACUUCUUCGUUUCGUCGUGAGAGGAGGGGGUCUAACUCAUCUUUUCGUCGGGAGAAGGAGAAGGAGAAGGAUAGGGAGAGGGAUAGGGAGCGUGAGAGGGAAAGAGAAAGGGAGAGAGAGGUCGGGAGGAGAGGAGAGAAGAUGGUAGAUGAGGAAGCAAGGAGAAUCGCCUUAAGAAAUGGAGAAGUAGUCCGCGAGCUCGUGCACGAGAGGGACGUCAAGAUCGAAGCCGAGCGACUAGUCGAGCGCGAACGCGAGCGCGAGACUAGGCGUAUCGGCGCCAACAAUGCCAACGGCCUUGGCUUCCUCAACAACGGCGGCGGCAACGGGGGACCCUACCAAGACACCUCAUACGGCCAAAGCACACCCCACAUUAAAUGGAGCCGCUCUCACCACGGCGGAGGCGGGUCUAUGAACGGGCUCCCCGGACGAGGAGGCAGCUUCCAAGUCCCGCCCCAGGGAAGCAACCAUAUCCACGUCCAUACCGCGCCGUUGGUGCAGGGGCCGUCGAUUAGUACGCCGUCGCUGGGAGGGG